UACGAUAGUCUAACGAUGUACCUCGCGAUACCGCUUAAAAAAAAACAGACUUUCUUCUCGUAUUCAGCAAUAAAAAGAUGUUUCAAAAUGAAAAAAUUACAAGCCUAAAAAAAAAACAUAUUGUUUUCUCUGACAGUUACUCAAAAUUACUUUUUCUCUUUUUUUUAUGAGCCACAAGAUCAUUUAAGUCGAAGAAAACAAAGAAUAUUGUAUACAGUGUAUUAUUGCAUGUUUUAUUGAAAUUUUCACAAUGUCCCUUGGAAAGAACAUUGGGCUCUUAAGCGUUAAAUUUCAUAUUAAAAUACUAAAUAUUCUAUUAAAUUAAUUCAAUCAUUUGAAUAAUUCUUUAUUCGAUUUAUAUUCAAUAAAAUUUAUUUCUUAAAAAUUUUUCUAAAAUAUAUUCAUCGGUUUAUUAUUGUUUGAUUAUUCAAAUAAUUGAAUAAUUAUUUCCAGUCAAUUGAGAUCGAGAAUAUUUUAUAUUGAAACAAAUCAAGAGGAAUUUGUUUUUUCUUUAUUAAUGAAAUGAAAAAUAUCGAAGAAUAAUAUAUUAUUCAAAAAUAAAUAUUCUCUUAUUAAAUCAAUUAUUAAAAUGUAUCGAAAAUAAGAUUUUAGUUUUUUUUGAAAAAUUUUACAUUUAAGAAGAAAGAGAACAAACAAAAAAAAUCAAAUCGAAUUUUUUAAAUAUCUAUGUUAAUUUGACUAAUUAAUCUUUAAGACAAAUUUCAAUUGAAUUUAACGAGAGUUUUUCGAUUUGGGCAAGUGAGAACAACUUUCAUAUAGAAUAUUUUUGCAUUUAAUUUGUUAUUAUUUAAACAAUUUAAUUUAUAGAAAUAGAAAUAGAAUAGAUAAUUCUCUUCUCUCUCAUCAUGGAUAAAUAUUGAUGAAAUAAAAAAACAAAAAAUUCUAAAUAGAAAAUCUUCGUUAAUCAUUAAAAUCAAAUAAUGAAAAUUCUUAUAAAUAAUUAUUUUAAUUAAAGAUUGAUCAUUUUUUAAAAACAAGUUUAUAUAUAUAUAUAUAAAAUCUAUCGAAAAAUCAAUGAUCGAUUGUUUUUGAAAUCGAAUUAAAAUAAAUUUAAUAAAUUAUAAUAAAAUAUUUAAAUAUCGAUUGAAAUUAUUUGAAUAUAUAAUAUUAUUAUUUAUUUAUUGUUUUUAAUAAAGAAAUGAUGAUGUACCUGAUUGUUACAAUCGAGUUCGUUAUAUUCGAGAUGCUUGUAAAGUAUUAUCUGAUCUUUGGAAAACCGAUAAAGAUUUUUUAAAUAAGAGUAUUGAUAAUGAUGUUGCACGUUCUUAUCGUUUACCAUAUGGAACAAAAUGGCUUGAACAAUUAAAAAAAAUUAUUGAACAAGCCAGAGAUAAACAAUCAACUAUUCGUCAAACAAUGACUGAACUUCGAGAUAAUUAUGAAAAACCUCAACAAAAAUUAGAAGCAGCUGAUGCCAAUUGGAAAAAGUUCGUUUAUUAA
This is a messenger RNA of Rotaria sp. Silwood1, 1461 nucleotides long. Lineage: Eukaryota; Metazoa; Rotifera; Eurotatoria; Philodinida; Philodinidae. The record is from the annotation of a GenBank genome assembly.